Dipodomys ordii (Ord's kangaroo rat) is the source of this 316-nucleotide messenger RNA. RefSeq names its product integrin beta-2-like. The annotation marks the transcript as partial. Lineage: Eukaryota; Metazoa; Chordata; Mammalia; Rodentia; Heteromyidae. The transcript is spliced from 2 exons. Gene Ontology annotation, molecular function: integrin binding; amyloid-beta binding. The record is from RefSeq and is a predicted model, not a curated record. Gene Ontology annotation, cellular component: integrin complex; cell surface; focal adhesion. Gene Ontology annotation, biological process: cell migration; cell adhesion mediated by integrin; cell-matrix adhesion.
GGUGGUCAGGGAGGGCAGGAGCCACUCACCCAGCCUGUCUCCUCAGCCCUGUCCCAGGAAUGCACCAAGUACAAGGUCAACUCCUGCCAGGAUUGUAUCCAGCUGGGGCCUGGCUGUGCCUGGUGCCAGAAGCUGAACUUCACAGACCAAGGGGAGCCUGACUCCACCCGCUGUGACACCCGGGAGCAGCUGCAGAAGAAGGGCUGUGAGGCGGACAACAUCCUGGACCCCCGGAGCUUCGCCAUGCCCCAGAAAGACCCACAGAGGGGCAGCACACAGCUGUCCCCACAGCAUGUGACCCUUCACCUGCGGCCAG